CCUGAAAACAUAUUAUUAGAUGAUACAUUUAAUAUAAAGUUGACUGAUUUUGGUUUUGCGCAAGUUAUAACACCAGAUGAAAAAUUGUUUGAACUAUGUGGCACACCUGGCUACUUAGCUCCUGAAUUGCUAAAGUCUUCUAUGUAUGAAAAUGCUGAUGGCUAUGGAAAAGAAAUUGAUAUAUGGGCAUGUGGUGUUAUAAUGUAUACACUCCUUGUAGGAUUUCCACCAUUCUGGCACCGUAAGCAAAUGAUUAUGCUAAGAAAUAUAAUGGAUGGCAAAUAUGAAUUCUGUAGCCCAGAGUGGGAUGAUAUCACUGAAUUACCCAAAGAUUUGAUAAGAAAACUUCUAGUUGUUGACCCCAAGAAAAGACUUACUGCCAGUCAAGCACUGCAUCAUGAUUUCUUCAAAAUUGUUGCUGCAAAAGGAAGAGUCUUUAAUGCUAGGAAAACAUUUCAAUUCGGUAUUCUUUGUGUGAGAGCUAUGAUACGAUUAAAAAGAUUGAAGUAUACACCUGAACCUUUAUCAAUCGAUAUUGCUAAAAUGGACCCAUAUCGUGUAAAAACUCUAAGAAAGGUUAUAGAUGGUUGUGCAUUUAGAGUUUAUUGCCAUUGGGUUAAAAAAGGUGAAAUGCAAAACAGAGCAGCUCUCUUUGAGAACAGACCACGUACUGAAAUGAAGAAUCUUUACAAUGAAGCCUUAAAACAUGUAACAGAAUAUUCUUAGAGCAAAAUAUUUUAUGUUAAAUUUUCAUAAUUGUAAAAACCUUAUUCAUCCAUUUGUUCUGAAUUUUUUAUCCAUCAAACUUUUAGAAAGGUGUGUUUAAUAAUGUUGUUUUUUAAAAUGUCAAAAUUAUGUAGCUCUUUUGCUUAAAGUAUUUAAAUUUAUUUGAAAUUUAUUUAUGUUAUUUAAAUUUUUUGACUUCUAGCCAGUAUGCUAUGAAAAGCAAUAUUUAUACUUUGUAUAUAAAAGAAUAGUUGUUUAUAUUGUAAAUAAAUGUUUUUCAUGUAGAAUUGCACAAAAAUGCAACAUGUAAAAAUGUUAAGCUUAUGUAUUUUCGUCAGAAAUGUUCUCAUUUUUCAUUAAUAAUUUAUUUUCAUCCCCAGACUGAAGAUUUUAUACUAUAAAAUAUCCUCACCAUUAAUGGUCAUAUUUUAAAAUAUGCAAUGGUAAAAUCAGCCAAAGUAUAAUUAAGA
Messenger RNA from Stegodyphus dumicola, 1196 nucleotides. RefSeq names its product phosphorylase kinase gamma (gene PhKgamma). Gene Ontology annotation, biological process: protein phosphorylation; glycogen metabolic process. The record is from RefSeq and is a predicted model, not a curated record. NCBI's taxonomy places the organism in Eukaryota, Metazoa, Arthropoda, Arachnida, Araneae, Eresidae. Gene Ontology annotation, molecular function: ATP binding; phosphorylase kinase activity; calmodulin binding. Gene Ontology annotation, cellular component: phosphorylase kinase complex.